Molecule: messenger RNA, 225 nt
Organism: Rangifer tarandus platyrhynchus (Svalbard reindeer)
Lineage: Eukaryota; Metazoa; Chordata; Mammalia; Artiodactyla; Cervidae
Source: the annotation of a GenBank genome assembly
AUGUUUCAGGGAAUCCCGGAAUGGAUUUUAAACAUGCCUUGUGGGCACUCGGCGGGGGCCACAGCGCAGACCAGACUUCACUCGCUUGCAGCUCGCUCCGCGCCCUCUGCAACAAUGUCUGACAAGCCCAAUUUGGCUGAGAUUGAGAAGUUCGAUAAAUCGAAAUUGAAGAAAACGGAAACGCAAGAGAAAAAUCCACUGCCUUCGAAAGAAACGACUGAAUAG